Molecule: messenger RNA, 1482 nt
Organism: Empidonax traillii (willow flycatcher)
Lineage: Eukaryota; Metazoa; Chordata; Aves; Passeriformes; Tyrannidae
Gene: ANTXR1
Product: ANTXR cell adhesion molecule 1
Exons: 18
Coding region: 1-1482 (493 amino acids)
Cellular component (GO): membrane
Molecular function (GO): signaling receptor activity
Source: RefSeq, a predicted model, not a curated record
AUGGGACUGCUGGUGGGGCAGCAGAGUGAGGAUGGUGGAGGGAAGGAGGUGCAGCAGCAGCUCAAGCUGUACUUCUGCAAUAGCAGCGAUCAAACUAACCUGUCCUGCAACCAUUGUCUCCCCAGGUCAGGCAGUGUCCUGCACCACUGGAAUGAGAUCUAUCACUUCGUGGAGCACUUGGCCCGCAAGUUCAUCAGCCCUCAGCUGAGGAUGUCCUUCAUUGUUUUUUCAACCAGAGGGACAAUUCUAAUGAGGUUAACAGAAGACAGGGAGCAGAUUCGCCAGGGCCUGGAGGAGCUGCAGAAGGUGCUGCCGGGUGGUGACACGUACAUGCACGAGGGAUUCGAAAGGGCAAGUGAACAGAUUUACUACGAGAAUGUUCACGGUUACAGAACCGCCAGUGUCAUCAUCGCACUGACAGACGGAGAGCUCCACGAAGACCUGUUCUUCUACUCCGAGAGGGAGGCUAAUCGGUCGCGGGACCUGGGAGCGACGGUGUAUUGUGUGGGAGUGAAGGACUUCAACGAGACCCAGCUGGCUCGGAUUGCCGACAGCAAAGAUCACGUCUUCCCAGUGAACGACGGGUUUGAAGCCCUUCAGGGGAUCAUAGACUCUAUUUUGAAGAAAUCCUGCAUAGAAAUCCUGGCAGCAGAGCCUUCCAGUAUCUGUGCAGGGGAGUCCUUCCAGGUGGUGGUGAGAGGGAAUGGAUUCCGACACGCCCGCAACGUUGACCGAGUGCUCUGCAGCUUCAGGAUCAACGACACCGUCACUCUCAAUGAGAAACCCUUUGUGGUGGAAGACACCUACCUGCUGUGCCCGGCGCCCGUGCUGCGGGAAGUUGGCAUGGAAGCAGCUCUUCAAGUCAGCAUGAACGAUGGCCUGAGCUUCAUCUCCAGCUCCGUCAUCAUCUCCAGCACACACUGUUCAGAUGGGACCAUCCUGGCCAUCGCCUUGUUGAUCCUCUUCCUCCUGCUGGCCUUGGCUCUGCUCUGGUGGUUCUGGCCUCUCUGCUGCACUGUGAUCAUCAAAGAGCCUCCCCCACCCCCGGCAGAAGACAGUGAGGAAGAAGAUGAUGAUGGUCUUCCAAAGAAGAAAUGGCCAACAGUAGAUGCCUCUUACUAUGGAGGACGAGGAGUUGGAGGCAUCAAACGGAUGGAGGUGCGCUGGGGAGAGAAGGGCUCCACGGAGGAGGGGGCCAAGCUGGAGAAAGCCAAGAACGCGCGGGUGAAGAUGCCGGAGCAGGAGUACGAGUUCCCGGAGCCGCGCAGCCUGGCCAGCAGCAUGCGCGCACCCUCCUCGCCCCGCAAGUGGUACUCGCCCAUCAAGGGCAAGCUGGAUGCUCUCUGGGUCCUGCUGCGGAAAGGAUACGACCGCGUGUCUGUGAUGCGCCCUCAGCCAGGAGACAAGGUACUGUGCCCGGAGCAUCCCCUCACUGCAGGGAGAAGGAGCAUCCCUCUGAAGUUCCUGACUGCCUUGCCGUAG